AUGGAGGGUUUUGAUGUUUCAAAUACCAUAAGAUUGUCAAAUGUACUUCAUUUGUAUGAGACUUUUAAGCAACAAAAAGGUGAAUCUCUACAUGAAGUCUACAUAAGGUUCUGCAAUGUGAUCAAUGAGUUGGGAAAGAAUGAUGUCAAAAGAACCAACAUGGAAUUGAACAUCAAGUUCAUCAAGAAUCUUGAAGAUGAAUGGCAAAAGGAACAAAAGAAGAAAGAAGAAAGUGUUACUUCUGAUCCCCAGGCUUUAGUUGUUGAACAGAAGACUUCUAUAUCUUCAAGAAAGAGUUUUGUUGCAAUUGACACUGAUUCAGAUUUAAGUAAAGUAAGUGAUCCUGAUAUGGAUGAAAAAAGAGACGAAAAUAAACCUCAUCAGAAGAACUCCGAAUACUAUAAGUAUAAACUCAUGCUGGCAAGACAACAAGAAGGUGGUAUUUCUCUCAUUACAGAGGAUGACAAAUGGCUUCACCUUACUGAUGAUGAAACUAAAGAGCAUUCUGCCAAUGUGUGCUUUAUGACAAAGAUCAAGAGAUCUAAGGAGUUAGAUGAAGGUCAAUCUUCCUCAGAGGCUGAUGAUGAGUGUCCCAAUCAGCGAGCACUUCCUGCUAAAGAUAUAGAAAGCUUACCAGAUGUUGAAACUGAAGAAGGUGAACCAGUGUACGAUGAUGACGAAAGUGAAGAAAGAUAUAUUGGUGGAGAUGUUGGAGAAAUGCUGGUAGUCAGAAGAGUGAUGCAUGUUGAUGAAGUUGUAACUGAUGUUGCCCAAAGAGAAUAUAUCUUCCAAACCACAUGUACUAUAAAAGGCAAGGUGUGUGAUCUAAUCAUUGAUGGUGGAAACUGUGCUAAUGAUGCUUCAACUUAUAUGCUAGAAAAACUGGAGUUGCCUACCACAAAACAUCCUCGUCCAUACAAAUUACAAUGGCUCAGUGAAGGAUCUGAGGUAAAAGUUAACCGACAAGUUACUAUUCUCUUUUCCAUUGGAUCUGUUUAUGAAGAUAAAUUUUUUUGUGAUGUUGUCCCUAUGGAUACUUGUCAUAUUUAUAAUGGUCGUGCAAAUUCUUUUUCAUUAUUUCUAAGUAGGAAGAAGGUCCCAUUGACUUCUCUGAAACCCAAUGAGUUACUGAAAGUAAACAAGAAAGACCGGCCCAAUGAGUCUUUGUUUGUGUCCCAAACUGAAGUUGAGGAAGAACUCACUGGAGGUACUUUAGUCAAGAUGUUACUGGUGCUUGAACGAACUGAAAAUAAGGAGUUAACUGGUGUCCCCAGCCUCCUGAAGUCUCUACUGAAGGAAUUCAUUGAUGUUUUCCCAGAAGACCUACCAGAAGGUUUGCCGCUAGUAAGCGGUAUUGAACACCAGAUUGACCUGGUUCCAGGCUCAGCUCUUCGUAACAAAGCUGCUUACAGAUGUUCACCAACUGAAGCAAAAGAAUUACAAAGACAAGUCGAUGAGUUGGUUGCCAAAGGUUAUGUGAGAGAAUGUAUGAGUCCUUGUUCAGUCCCAGCUCUCCUGGUUGAUCUCAGAAGUGGUUAUCACCAGAUUAGAAUGAAAGAUGGAGAUGAGUGGAAGACUGCAUUCAAAAUUAAAGGAGGCCUUUUUGAUUGGUUAGUAAUGCCUUUUUGUUUAUCUAAUGCUCCGAGUACUUUUAUGAGACUAAUGAAUGAAGUUCUCAGGCCACUUAUUGGUCAGUUUAUUGUGGUUUACUUUGAUGAUAUUCUUAUAUAUUCGAAAACUGAUGCUAAACAUGUUAAUCAUUUAAGAAGUGUAUUUGAAUUACUAAGAAAACACCAGUUGUAUGACAAACUGGAGAAAUGUGAUUUUAUGGAAGAAAGUGUAAUAUUUCUUGGUUAUGUGGUAUCAAAAGAAGAAAAUUCCAUCAAUCGUUCCAAGCUUAAGUCUGCCCAGUUGGCAUUUGAGUUGCUAAAGGAGAAGCUCGAUUCAGAUCCAGUUCUAUCUUUGCCAUAUUUUGAUAAAUUAUUUCAAUUGGAGUGUGACGCCAGUGGUGUGGGUAUGGGUGCAGUUCUGGUACUAGCAGGGCGUCCAGUGGCAAAUUUCAGUGAAAAACUUAAUGGCUCAAAACUGAAGUAUAGCACUUAUGACAAAGAAUUUUAUGCCAUCAUUUGCGCUAUCACUCACUGGUCUCAUUAUCUGAAGCCAAAACAGUUUGUUUUAUUUUCUGACCAUGAAGCACUGAAGUUCAUAAAUGGUCAACAUAAGCUUAAUGUCAGACAUGCAAAAUGGGUGGAGUUUUUGCAGUCUUAUUCUUUUGUUUUCAAACAUAAAGCUGGAGUAGCCAAUGUUGUUGCUGAUGCACUUUCCAGAAGGUGUUCAUUGUUAUCAAUCCUGGAAGCAAGAGUUCUUAGAUUUUCUUUCAUUAAGGAGUUGUAUGCUGCUGAUCCAGACUUUAUUGAUCGUCUCACUGAAGCUAACCAGAAAGGACCAUUUGUUGUUCAAGAUGUUUCUUAUUUAAGAGUGAAAAGUUGUAUAUUCCAAGGGGUUCCAUUAGAGAUUUGCUGA
Messenger RNA from Erigeron canadensis, 2523 nucleotides. RefSeq lists its product as uncharacterized. The transcript has 6 exons. NCBI's taxonomy places the organism in Eukaryota, Viridiplantae, Streptophyta, Magnoliopsida, Asterales, Asteraceae. The coding region runs from base 1 to 2523 and encodes 840 amino acids. The record is from RefSeq and is a predicted model, not a curated record.